CUGCAAAUGAUUGCUGGCUGCAGCAGGAGGAGGAUCUGAACCAAUGUUCCUCCACGGAGCUGAACUGAAGCUGAAUCCUCCGACAGCCGCGCUCAGAUAGCCCACAGACGAGCAUGAUCGGCGGCAUGGAGGGCGGCGUGGACGCGCAGAGCCUCAUCUCCAUCUCCCUGAUGAAGAUCCACAACUCCAGGACGCAGCGCGGCGGCAUCAAGCUGCACAAGAACCUGCUGGUGUCCUACGUGCUGCGGAACGCGCGGCAGGUCUACAUCAAGGAGAAAUACGCGGAGAUCUACCGGAUGCAGCAGUACGAGGAGGUGAUGACGGUCUGCAACGAGAUCCAGGAGCUCAACCCGCUGGACCUGGACGCGGAGGAGGCGGACGAGGAGGAGCGGAGCCGCGGGGAGGAGAGCUCCGUCUGCGGCGCUGCGCUCCAGCGAGGCGCGGCGCAGCCAGCGGCGCUCUGCCGGACGGGGAGCGCUGUGUCCGGCUGCUGCCCGCUGGAGGACGUCGGUAAAGACCCGGAGCCCUCCUACUACCGGAGCUGCUGCAUGGAGGCUCCACCGGCGGCUCCGUGCGACCCGUUCACCGGCAGCGGCGGCGGCGCGCACUGCAACAAAACCACCGUGCUGGACCUGGACACGCAUGUGGUGACCACGGUGGAGAACGGCUUCCUGCACCAGGACUGCUGCUGCGCUCCCACCGGACAGUCCGCCGCCAAGAAGCGGAAGGUGGAGUUCGGCUGCUGCGUCUCGGACCUGGACGAGGUUCCGGAUUUUACCCGCAAACGGGCCAAACGGGAGGACUGCUCGUUCUCGGACUACACGGACACUUCCAACAUCUCCAACCUGAUCUCCAUCUUCGGUUCGGGGUUUUCGGGGCUGCUGAGCCGACAGGCGGACCUGGAGCAGAUCUGUAGCAAGCAGGCUCUGGCCAGUCUGGGCGCCUGGACCCGGGCCAUAGUGGCGUUCUGACCCGACACCUAGUCCCGGAGACCGGCUCGGCUCGGACGCAAACAGGAAGUUGUGACCUGGAGGAAACCUAACAGUAAUCUGUGGAAAUUUUGCUUCUUGUUGUUGCACUUUGAGCUAAAUAUUGGCAGCAGAACUUCUCCACGGAGCUGGUGGACCAAACAUGUGAAGCAUCACCUCCAGAACAUCUGAGCAGAUGUUCUGGAGGUGAUGCUUCACAUCUUUGUUCUGGAGACAUCUUUGUUCUGGAGAUGAUGCUUCACAUCUCCAGAACAUCUGGUGAAGCUCCACAUCUUUGUCCCACCACCAAUCUGCUCUCUGAUUGGCUGAAACGGGCUCUAUAACCCUUUGAUACCCAUUUUCCACUGCAUUUGAGUCACUUUUGACCCAUGUUGCGCCUCAAAGGGUGAAGGAACCUGUCAAAUUAAAAGUUGUUGAUAUCUCAAAGCACACCUGUGUCUUAGAAAAAGUGACAUCACUGACGCUCGCUUCCGAUUGGAGGAGCUAAAGGCGUUCCAGCCGAGGCCGGUCUCCCUUUCCUGGUGUCUAAAAAUCCACUUUAUUUUUGCAGGAAAAACAGAAAAAGCUAUUUAUAAAAUGAGCAGUUUUAAAGGACAGAGUUGGUGCCAUGCGUUGCGACGUGGUUUCUGGAGGAACAUCUUGACGGUGGAUCAAACUUCCAUUGCCUUAAAUCCGAAGCUAUCUGCGGCUAGCUGACGACCUGAACGUAGGAAGUGACUGAAUGUUUGUGGUCCUUGCACACCGUUGGGAGGUUGGUGGACUCGUUGGGGUUCUGGGAUGUUCCACGUGGGUCGUUUAACAUCCGUUUGUUUCUUAAUCGUGGUCUUUUCACGGCGGUUCAUGAUUCCAGUUUGUGAGUUCCACUUUGUAAAAAAAAACAACUAAAAGAAAGAAUGAUCCGAGUCCUUUUGUUUUAAAAAGGCGUCGUCAGCCAUAAGUAUCCUGAGAAUCCAUGCGUUAGCUUUAUGAGCACUAUGUGUACCAAAAUAAAGAGAGUAUUCAGCCAUUCUCGACAUAUUUUGUUGUUAUUCUUGUAUUUUUGUGCUUAACAAAUUGUAUAUCACCGGGUAAAACUGUUCAAGAAAAGAUAUUUGGUAAAAGUUUAUAAUCUUAAUAAAAAAUGAAAAUCCUUUA
Amphiprion ocellaris (clown anemonefish) is the source of this 2123-nucleotide messenger RNA. RefSeq names its product immediate early response 5-like (gene ier5l). Bases 114 to 971 code for a protein of 285 amino acids. Lineage: Eukaryota; Metazoa; Chordata; Actinopteri; Pomacentridae. The record is from RefSeq and is a predicted model, not a curated record. The transcript has a single exon.